AUGGAUUCGGAUUUUAUGGACAAGUUGCAAAGUAUAACUUUGAUGGAGGAUGAGGGAAAAGUCAUUAAGGUUGGGGUUUCACAGAGGGAAAGGAUGCUAGAAGAGUGUUCACUCAGUUUGUUGGGGAGGUUUCUCACAACACGAGUUUUAAAUCAGAGUGUAGCCAAGAGUAUGCUACGAUCUGUGUGGAGGAUGGGCUCAGAUUUACGCAUUGUUGAUGUGGGGGAUGAUCUUUUUCAAUUCAAGUUUACAAUGGAGAGUCAGUUGAAAUGGGUGCUAGCAAAUGGUCCGUGGAGUUUUGAGGACCACCUUUUGGUAUUACAAAGAUGGGAGCGAGGUAUGACAGCAACUUCGGUUAGAUUCUCUUCAAUGCCGAUGUGGGUUCAGGAGUGGGGUUUACCUUUUGAUCUGUUAGUGGAAGAGGUGGGCAGGGAUAUUGGCAGUGGUUUGGGAGUAGUACUGGAAGUUGAUUUGAAGGCAUUUUCGUCUGACCAAGCUCGCUUUAUCAGAGUAAGGGUGGAGUUGCCAUUGGAUAAACCAUUACGUCGAGGAGGAGUUGUCGUAAGUAUUGAAGGAGAUAAGGUUUGCAUUGGCUUCAAGUAUGAACUUUUAGUUGGGCUUUGCUAUCAAUGUGGUCGGAUUGAUCAUGAGGUAAAGAAGUGCUAUGUUCCAAGAGACCAAAAACAGGGGUGUCUUCCUUAUGGGGAGUGGUUGAAGGUGGGGUAUCGUAGAAAUCAUGGGAAUGAAAACAAAGCAAGACUGCAAUCGAACAGUCUACCUGAGGAUGGUAUUGUUGAUGGUGCUCUAUCAAAGGGUGUUGGAACAGUUGAGAAGGAUUCAAUCGUGAUUGUGAAGAAUCACGUUCCUGUUUUUGAGGAGCUGAUUUCGAAGAUUGAGCGUGCCUUCCAAACCGAUUCAGAUUUUUCAUUCUCAAAAGCGAGUCCAUCUGUCAGCGUACCAGAUUCUAGCGCAAUUUCCUCGGACUUGAUUGAGGUGGUGGUCAUGGAUGAGGAUACUAUCACCUUAAAUCGUGGCUUAAUGGGAAAACAAGUUAAGCAAAAAUUGGGUUUUGAGGGAUUGGAAAGAGGUUUUAAAGUUGGAUAUGGUAAUGUGCAUGGAAACAGGAAUAAUAGUAAGGUCCAACCCAAAAAAAGUGGUAAUCAAGAUAAACGUGGGAGUCAAUCUUUGCAUAGCCCAAAAAAAGUGGAGUUUGUUAAGGAGUCAACAAAUGGAAACCCUAUCAAGUCUUCUGUUGUAGAUGUGGAACAUGAGCACAAAAGGAAGCAAACAGGAAAAAUUGAUUAG
Messenger RNA from Quercus robur (English oak), 1305 nucleotides. RefSeq lists its product as uncharacterized. The record is from RefSeq and is a predicted model, not a curated record. Lineage: Eukaryota; Viridiplantae; Streptophyta; Magnoliopsida; Fagales; Fagaceae. Bases 1 to 1305 code for a protein of 434 amino acids. The transcript has 2 exons.